Messenger RNA from Solanum tuberosum (potato), 1476 nucleotides. RefSeq lists its product as uncharacterized. The transcript has 3 exons. The record is from RefSeq and is a predicted model, not a curated record. Bases 1 to 1476 code for a protein of 491 amino acids. NCBI's taxonomy places the organism in Eukaryota, Viridiplantae, Streptophyta, Magnoliopsida, Solanales, Solanaceae.
AUGGCUCUAGUUACUGAUGCUACUGAUGUCAGAAGCUCUACAGUUUCUACCACCACUCAUGUGAUACAAUUUAGCCCCAUUGCUCAGUUACAUAUUAAACUACAAGGUAACCUCAAUUUCUCCAAUUGGAAAGCGCAACUUGUGAUGCUACUAAAUGGACAUCAACUCAGGGGACAUCUUGAUGGAACCACACCUGCUCCAUCACCUACUAUUACCCAAAAUGAUCUCAUUGUACCAAAUUCCAAGUAUCAGAUUUGGUUCUCUCAAGAUCAAUUAAUCCAACAAGCAAUGAUGGCAUCCGUCGAUCCUACAAUUGAUUCGAUUGUUGCAGCAGUACCAUCUGCUAACAAAGUGUGGGAACACCUUCACACAGCGUACGCCAACAAAAGCCAUACUCGCAUCUUUAUCUUGCGAGAUCAAUUGCAAAACACCAAGAAGAGUUCCAAAACCAUUGCAAAAUACUUAAAGGAAGUUCGUUCUCUUUCUGAUGCUCUCAAAGUUGCUGGUUCACCUUUCAAUGAAGAUGAACUUAUUGUCAAAAUUCUAAGUGGCCUUGGACUCAAGUACCAUGAAAUCUUUGUUGCGGUACGCGCACGAGACUCUUCUUUAAGCUUUGAAGAAUUAUUUCACAAGCUCACAGAUCAUGAGUUGUUCCUAAAACAUCAAGAUCUGGAAAAACCAUCCUCUAUGAUCACAUUUGUUGUUGCCCAAAAUUCCCACACGUCUCCACAAUUCAACGGGAACAAAACUCGCUUUAACAAUCAGUCAUGGAAAGCAUCGCAGUCUCAUGAAUGGAAUUCCAACAAUCAGCAAUUGAAUUCCAAUAAUCAGCAAAAUAGUAGACCAUCCAAGCAAUCUAAAUCAUCUGGAAACUCUUGCGUUCACCACUCUGGAUCAACUCACCAUGUCAUUUCCGAACCUCACAACCUUCAAGAGUAUACUGGAACUGAAGAAAUCUCUAUGGGUGACGGUAAAACUAUUUCUAUUACUCAUAUUGGUUCAACUAUAAUUCAAGCAUCUAAAAUUUCUUUUAAGCUUCCUGACACACUUUGGGAAGUUGUUGCAUCUGACAAGGGCAAUCCAACAGCAACUCAAAGUCCCCUUCUCUCUAUUCCAUCACUUAUUCCACUCCCUGUAGAGUCCAACUCUAACACUACCACCUCUUCCCUAAAUGAUGUCCACUCCAACAACAACGACCAAGUACCAGCAGCUGCAGAAACAUCAUGUAAUUUGUAUAUCUCAUCUCUUUCUUUUUCACAACUUCCUCUGCCUCCUUCUUCCCAUGAAAUUUCUCCACAUAAACCAUUGCUUACAUAUCAGCGACGCAAAAACACAAGUAGAAACUUGCCCACUCCUCCACCCCUACCAUCCUAUCCGAGUUUCAAUCCCUCAAACAAAGCAGUUGAUCUCUUUCCUGCUAUACCUGCUGAUCCGAUUUCCCCACCGCCUUUAAACCAAAUUGUCACUAGGUCCUAG